AUGUCUCCUUCUUCUCGAAAAGCUGAAACAAGAUAUAUUGAAAAAACCAACGGCGGUAAAUAUAAAUGUCCAUCUAGAGGUUGUCUCGCUAACUUUACAAAUUAUACAAGCCUCAUUACACAUGUACAAGAAAUCCACCGCUCUACGGUAUUGGGAGUACAAUACCAACUUCAAUCUGUACAAGCUCAAAAUUAUCAAAGGAGUGAUAUUGAAUCUUUUAGAGAAUCUUAUCGUAAAGUACUUGCUGAAACGAUACAAGAUUUAGAGCUUAAAAAGGAAAUAUAUUUACCUUUAAUUGAACGUGCUGAGCUUAAGUGUACUAGACAGAGGAUCGUAUGUUUAGAAGACAAUGAUCAAAAAUUAAAGGAAAAAUAUAAGGAAUUAGAGGUAAAAUGUUAUAGCUUGAAAAAAGAGAAUGAGGCUUUACGCGAACAUAAUAAUGAUUAUUUUGUGACACGGUAUUAUGAGUCACAACAAGAAAUUAGAACAUUGCAGAAUCAUGUAAGUUUUUUUGAAAAAUUUAAGAAA
Messenger RNA from Racocetra fulgida, 528 nucleotides. The record is from the annotation of a GenBank genome assembly. NCBI's taxonomy places the organism in Eukaryota, Fungi, Glomeromycota, Glomeromycetes, Diversisporales, Gigasporaceae.